UUAGAUAUAAUCAAAGCUCGUUGAAACGUUACGAUAUAAAUUACGUAAAAUGUGUAAUAGUGUUCGAUUAUUCAACAGGAAUAAAAGUUGAGUCUUUUCUGAGCUUCCGACAACUGUUAACUUGUUUGUACUCAUUCACUGCAGCACAACAAAAUGAUGGAUUGGAUUCGAUAUUAACAAUUGUUUCGAAUAAUUUAAGAAAAAUGAAUUUAUUAAAAGAAUAUUCAAAAUAUUGGAUUUAUGCGCCUGCUGGAGUAUUUAUAUUUGUGGGUGUCUGGAAAAUGAGACAUCAUUUUAAAAGUUUCGACAAUCAAACUGAUGAAAAUCAAGUCAUGAAGGGCGUAAUAACUAUCGGUUUUGAAGGUCUCAAGGAUAUUCGAAUUGUAGAGGACCUACAAAAACCUAAUAUAAAGGACGAUGAUGAGAUUUUAAUACAAGUGAAGGCUGCUGCGAUAGAUGUUUUAGACUUGAAAAUUACUCAAGGUUACGGGAGAGUUUUGAGACGCCAUCUGAACAGAUUUACAAAGCACACGAAAGGAGAAUUUCCAGUUAUUUUGGGACGAGAUGCUGCGGGAAUCGUUGAAGAAGUUGGAAAGGAAGUAACUUCUGUUGAUGUUGGCGAAGAGGUUUGGUUCUUUUCUAAUUAUUGGCAAAGUGGAUUAAUGGCCGAGUACGUUGUAGUGAAGGAAAGUCAAGUAAAUAAGAAGCCAAAAAAUUUGACUUUCGAACAGGCAGCAAGUUUGCCUUAUGUUGGAAUAUUAACCUUAGAUGUUUUGCUCAAUCAAGCAAAAUUAGAUCCAGGAUCGACAAGAAAUAAAAGAAUUUUGGUUCAUGCUGGCCACACAGCCUAUGGGAUUUUAGCAAUUCAACUAAUCAAGUUAUGGGGAGGUCACGUGACAACAACAGUUCCGACUUUUGGUUUGCCUUUAGUCAGAUUGUACGGUGCAGACGACGUAAUUGUUUAUUCGGUUACUGACUUUAAAACCGAGCUUCAGAAAAGAAUAAAAUACGAUAUUAUAUUAAAUCCAGUUGGAACUUUUCUCCACGAAUCGUGUCUCGACAUCUGCUCUUCCAAUGGUCGAGUAGUAUCGAUUGUAAAUUCACCUUUUAUAUUCGAUUCGUGCGGAAUUUUAAUGGGAAUUGUCACUUCAGCGUGGAUGAAGUUGAAAUUUAUGAUUCUAGAGCUUUUCGGUAAGAUAUCUUGGAAUUACAUGACACUUGAUAUAACGACAUUAAAUAUGCUAGCAAAUAUGAUAGAAAAUGAAGAGUUGGAAGCUGUUGUUGAACAAGUAUAUGAUAUUGACAAUGCUUACGAGGCAUUUAAACAUUUAACAGAGGAAACCGCUGUGGGAAGAACUGUUGUACGAAUACAAAAGAAUAGUGAUACUAAUGUGUAAUAUUAACUUAUUUCAUUAAAUUGUUAGUUUAACUUGUAAUUUUACUAUAAAUAAUAAUUAUUAAUCCUCUCUCAUACUUUAAUCACUAAUCUUUAAUUUACUGUAUUAAUAGAUAAGAAUUUGAACCAACCCAAAUUUAUAAUAAAAAUUUUGUACUGCAAAUAAAUCUUGUACAGUGUAUUUAUGAAGCCGUUGCAAAAUUAUUAUGUUUGCAAAUAUUUUUAGAGAAUGCAAAAUAACAGAUUCAUAUAACCAAGUGCAU
Centruroides sculpturatus (bark scorpion) is the source of this 1659-nucleotide messenger RNA. Its product is annotated as reticulon-4-interacting protein 1 homolog, mitochondrial-like. Gene Ontology annotation, cellular component: mitochondrion. The transcript has 10 exons. Bases 204 to 1397 code for a protein of 397 amino acids. Gene Ontology annotation, molecular function: oxidoreductase activity. Lineage: Eukaryota; Metazoa; Arthropoda; Arachnida; Scorpiones; Buthidae. The record is from RefSeq and is a predicted model, not a curated record.